AUGAAUUAUGAAGAUCAAGGAAUGGUUAUGAAACUUCCGGAUCAAUAUUCCGAACAGAAUAAUUUUAUUCAUCGAGACGCAUAUAACAAAAUCAAUUUUACUGAGUGGGGUGAAGAGGAUGGUGAUUUUGAGCUUGAAGAAGAAUUUCAUCAAUCAAAUCAGAUCCAAGUUAUUCAAGAUAAUAAUUCACAACAAGAAUUGAGCAGUGGUGCUGAUCAACAAGAUGUCGAAAAAACUGUUAGUCCUGAUCAAAUCCAUCUUACCCAAACUAACGAUGAACAAGUGGAUGAAGUUACGAUAGAUGAUGAUACUCACUUCCCACCGAGAGAUAAUGAAAUGAAAUCGAUUCUUGAAGAAAUUGAAAAGCUAGAACAAAGUGAAUCUGUCCAGGUCAAUGAGAUACCAGUUCAGUCUGUUUUAAUAGAUAGAAAUGAUGUUUCAACGUUAGAAAGUGAGAUAACUAAAUCUCAACAGUCCGAGAAAGGAAGAAAGAAAGUUUCGAAAAAAUCGACCGCACGAAGAAAAUCUAAAGCUGACACCGAUUCCGUACAACCUGUCGAAAAUGUUGAAAAUAAUUUAUAUUCCGAAGAUGGCAAUGAUUCGGGUGAUGAUAAUUUGAAAAGAGAAAACUCCGAAAUGUCCGCUUCUAUAACUAAAUCUGGUCGUAAAAUCCAUAAACCUAUUUUUUUCAAUCCUUCUUCGUAUAUCGAACCCAAAAAAAAACUUACCGAUGCAAAAGAUCCAUCUUCUGAACCUAAUAAAGCCCCUUCUGAUUCAAAAAAGUCCUCUUCUAAAAGAUCGUUGG
Molecule: messenger RNA, 805 nt
Organism: Racocetra persica
Lineage: Eukaryota; Fungi; Glomeromycota; Glomeromycetes; Diversisporales; Gigasporaceae
Source: the annotation of a GenBank genome assembly